This is a messenger RNA of Rhodofomes roseus, 603 nucleotides long. RefSeq lists its product as uncharacterized. The coding region runs from base 1 to 603 and encodes 200 amino acids. Lineage: Eukaryota; Fungi; Basidiomycota; Agaricomycetes; Polyporales; Fomitopsidaceae. The record is from RefSeq and is a predicted model, not a curated record. The transcript is spliced from 3 exons.
AUGUUUGCCUCCAUCGUUCUUCCCCUCGCCCUCGCUGCCGGCUCGCUCGCGAUGCCCAUGGCGCGCCAGAACAGCUGUACCAACCUCGGUGCGGGCGCGACCGCUUCGCUCACGUACAAUUUCACUCUCUCCGCCGUCUCCCCGACUGCAGCGGACAGUGCCACCGGGACGAACCUCCUGGUGACCCCGGGACCGGCGGGCACCAGCGGGGAGGCUGUUGAUUACUGGCUGUCUACGUUCUCGGGCACGGGCUCGAGCAACUUCCCGACCUUCACGCUCGAGGACGGCGCGCUGAUCCCGCAGCCUAACGCGGCGAACCAGGAUUACGUGGCAUGGGACACGACCGUCGAGGCGGGCAAAUAUAUCGACUUCACGGUCACCGAUGCUAUCUUCGGCGGCUCGAACGAGGCUACGCCCUACUGCGCCGUGUCUGAUGCCAGCGGCUUCGUUACUUUGGCUGCCAACGGUGUCAGCAACGGAUUCUCGCUUUGCGCGACGACGAACGAUAACUACGUCCUGGUCUUCCAGGCGUCGUCGACCAACGAUGGCUCGUAUCAGUACAACACGUGCCAGCCGCAGAACAUCCACCUUGUGCAGGCAUAA